AUGGUGCGGCGACGAGAGUACUUACGGGGCGGAUACGGCAUCCAUCUUCUUAAGAAGACGGUGCCUACAGAGUCGUUCUUCAACUUCUUCGACCCACCCAAGCCCCCGCAGGACGACGAUGACGCCACCUCGGACAUUGAGGAGCGUCUCGAGCUCGACUACCAGCUCGGCGAGGACAUCAAGGAGAAGCUCAUUCCCCGUGCUAUUGACUGGUUCACCGGCGAAGCCCUCCAGUACGAGAACAUUGAGGACUUUGACGAGGGCGAGUUUGAGGACGAGGACGACGAGGAUGAGGACGAGCUCAGCGAUGACCGCGAGGAGGAAGAGGAGUCUGACGACGAGAACGACGGCACAAAACCCAAGCAGGAGGCUGCUGAGUGCAAGCAGAGCUAA
Messenger RNA from Exserohilum turcica Et28A, 393 nucleotides. RefSeq lists its product as uncharacterized. The transcript has 3 exons. The record is from RefSeq and is a predicted model, not a curated record. Gene Ontology annotation, biological process: nucleosome assembly. NCBI's taxonomy places the organism in Eukaryota, Fungi, Ascomycota, Dothideomycetes, Pleosporales, Pleosporaceae. The coding region runs from base 1 to 393 and encodes 130 amino acids. Gene Ontology annotation, cellular component: chromatin; nucleus. Gene Ontology annotation, molecular function: chromatin binding; histone binding.